This is a messenger RNA of Plectropomus leopardus (leopard coralgrouper), 2588 nucleotides long. The record is from RefSeq and is a predicted model, not a curated record. Lineage: Eukaryota; Metazoa; Chordata; Actinopteri; Perciformes; Serranidae.
UCCACCCCUGUAGUCUGGAUAAAUGUCUUUGGGGAUUCAGUUCAGUUAUGUGUAGAUUUGCCCUUUAAGUUUCUCUAUUUUAAUCAGACUCACGUUAAGAGUGGAUGUUAAAAAAUAUCAAAAUAUUUUGAAGAAUGAAGGUAUAAACCAGGCUUUUAUGAAUUUUAAAGCCGUUUCAAACGAUGUAUUAUAGAGAGAUGUGUAGGCAUUUAUCUCUACUCUCCGCCUCUUUAAGUCUGCCCUACAUCUGACUCCUUUUGGUCCUUUGCACAGCAGCCUGUACUCUGCCCCACAUUUUUAUUUGGCAAUUCUCAGCGUCGCUCGCUCGCGCCGUCGCUGCGUAAAAGUCGCCGCGCUUCGCUUGGAAAUGUAGUUGUUUCUGCGCACAGCGAGGUCUCCAAAAAUGGACUUAAGAUCCGAACUCCUUAAGUCAAUCUGGUACGCUUUCACGUCGCUGGACGUCGAGAAAUGCGGGAAAGUGUCCAAGUCGCAGUUAAAGGUGCUUUCCCACAACUUGUACACUGUGCUGAACAUCCCACAUGACCCGGUGGCUCUGGAGGAGCACUUCCAGGAUGAUGAUGACGGGCCGGUGUCUAAUCAUGGCUACAUGCCCUACCUCAACAAGUAUAUACUGGAUAAGGUCAAAGACGGGAUGUUUGACAAGGAGAAAUUUGACGACUUGUGCUGGAUGAUGACCAUGAAGAAGAACUUUAAGGGGCUACCAAAGGGGGCGCCGCUGUCGCAAAGAGACUGUUUCAAGCUCUUCUGUUUGUUCAACCUGCUGUCCGAGGACCGCUACCCGCUGGUGAUGAUACCAGAGGAGGUGGAGUAUCUCCUCAAAAAAAUCUCCACAGCAAUGAGCCAGGAGUGGGACGGGAAGCCAUUGGAGGACUUAUUAUCCCAGGAUGCAACAGGGCGGGAAGAGGACAUGUCCGUGUGGUCGUUCCUGGAGCACAUGGGCGCAGGCCGGCUGCUGAAAGUGACCAGCGCUGAGGCCUUCAGUCUGGCUUUAGAUGAGGUCUUUCUGGAGAUGUAUCACAAUGUCCUCAAGAGGGGUUACAUGUGGAAAAAGGGACAUGUACGCCGGAACUGGACCGAGCGUUGGUUUGUGCUGAAGCCCUCCUCCAUGGCUUACUACGUCAGCGAGGACUUAAAAGACAAGAGAGGGGAGAUCCAUCUGGAUAAGAACUGUGUCAUCGAGCCUAUUGCAGACAGGGAGGGGAAGCGCUGUUUGUUCUGUGUGAAAACUCACAAUAAAACCUUUGAGAUGAGCGCGUCCGACCAGAGACAGAAGGUGGAGUGGACUCAAGCUAUUCAGACAGCCCUUCGUCUCCAGAGCGAGGGCAAGUCCUCCCUUCACCAAGAACUCAAACUAAAAAGACGGGUCCAGCGGGAGCACAGCCAGCGGGAGCGCAGCCGGAGCUCCCGGAGCAGCUGCAGCAGUCGGAGCAGCCAAUCAGACGACUACAAUAUCCAGGACAUGGAGAAGAUGGAGAGAGAGAAAGACAGACAGGAUUUAGAGAUAGAAACUAUCAUACAGCAUGCACGCGAGUUGGAAACCAAACGAAGGGAGGCAGAGGAAAAAGAGAGGAGGAGACAAAAGGAGGUACAGAUGGAGCUGGAGAGACAGCUGAAGGAGGCCGAGACGUUGAGAGACAGCAUGCAGGCCGAGAUGCAGGAGCGGGAAAAAGAGGCUGAGCAGCAGAAGAAGAGGAUCCAGGAGUUGGAGCUGACGCAACGGAAACUUGAGGCUGCUCUCAACAUGGAGAUCCAGGCGCGACUGGAGGAGGAGAGAGCCAGACAGGAGCUGGAGAGGUUGCUGCAGGCCGAAGAAGCAAAGAAGAAGCAGUUUCAGCUCCUCCAGGAGCAGCAGAGGGCCCUGCAGUGCCUCAGCCCCAUCCUGGAGGCCUCAGACGGCAGUCCAGACGAGGACACCCCCUCCGCUCUUCACUCGGCCUCUCAGGAGCUCCAGGACCUGCGGGCGUCUCGCCAGAGGAGCCACCAGCACCUGGAGGAGGUACAAGAGAAGCUGAGAUAUGCCAGUCAACACGUACGACACUGGAACGUCCAGCUGACGCGUCUGAUGAAACCCAUCGGUCCUGGAGGUGCAAACGUUUGGGAACAUCGCUUAUCAUCAAAUCGCAAGUGUCCCAAAAAGGAAGGCGCGCUGGCCAGUAACGAGUUCAUCUCUAAAUACAAGAUAAGAGCCGAACAGAACAGCCAGAUACCAGAGGACGGCAAGACGGUGGAGGAGCAGCUGGAGGCCGCCAACCUGUCUGAUGGAUCAGAGGAAUCACAGGGAAAACCCAACGGACAAAUGUGAUCUCCACGUCAACGGGUUCAGUUUAGAAAUGAUCAAAGAAAUGUUUUAUUUGUUUAAGACUGAGCGGAGAGUGGAAUGCAACUCACAAAAGAAUCUAUGCACAAAAGUGAUGUAUUAUAUUUAUGUUUUCAGACGCACACUAGGAUGGAGAGCAAUGAUUACAAACACAGUGUACGGCAGGAUUUAAUGAAAACACAUUUGACUCAGAUCAAGUGAGAUUUACAGUUUUGUACAAUAAAGUUUAUUGGUGAAUACUAAAACAUCA